Spodoptera littoralis (African cotton leafworm) is the source of this 2432-nucleotide messenger RNA. Lineage: Eukaryota; Metazoa; Arthropoda; Insecta; Lepidoptera; Noctuidae. The record is from the annotation of a GenBank genome assembly.
AUGAAAGUAAUAUUAAUAACUUUGUUUCUAAAUUAUGAAUUGUUCGUCUGUAAAACUGUCCAUAAGGUACACAAACAGACACAAGGAACCAACUUCCACUUCCGAGGCCAACCACAAUUUAAGAGAGGACACAAAGUCUUCAGAACAGAAGAUAAGGUACUCUAUCGUCGGAGAGACUUUCCCGAAUAUGACGUCACAGGAGUCUUCUGGGGAGGCCAAACAGAUUUAGAGAGAAUGCCAAAACCAUACACAACAUCUACAUUCCUACCACCACUAGAGCGAGAAGAACCAGUACUCACGCUCGCUCCAACUCCAGGAGAAGAUGAAGAGUCUAUAACGAUGCCUCCAACUCCAGGAGAAGAUGAAGAGCCUAUAACGAUGCCUCCAACUCCGGAAGAUGAAUUAGACUCUCCAGAACAAAUAGAUGAUAAUACUUGGCCUUAUUUGAGACCACCGAGUACAGAACCGACCGACACUGUGUACACGAACUACCCUGGUUACCCAUACGAACCUCCUCCUUUCUUGGACUCAGUUAUAAAAGACCGUGAUAAAGAUAAUUAUAUAAAGUUAACACCUCAACCUACACAGAGUUACCAGCGACCUCCUGACGUCAUCUACGAUUAUACUAACACAGAACCAGGCCCCACCAAUGAUGGGAUCACAAAUCACACAUAUUAUGUUUCAAUUCCGUUAAAUACAAACAAACCAAGUGAAUAUACCAUUAACCUUGAAGCGUUUCCUUCUUCAGUACCAGCGUUACCACCAGACAUUGAUAGCAUGUACACUCUUAAACCUGAGCCAAAUAUUGGCACUUGGUCGACACCUACAACUACAACUACAACUUCAACUCCAAGCACUACCAUAAAACCGCUUUGGAAAGUUGUUCAACGCAAUGUCGGAAGAUCUAAUUUGAAUUCUAAUGUGACUAUAUCAGAAAAAGAUAUGUCAAACGUUAAGAAAUGGUUCAGUAAAGUAACCGCGGGAACUCCUGUUCAGAAGUGGUUUUCCUCCUGGGUCGGACUUACUACUGUGCCACAGAUGAGUACAUUGUCCAAAUCGCAAAUAUGGCUUCAAAAAAUGAAGGAUUUAGGUAUUCCUGUACACAGAGACGAUCCUGUGGACUACAAAUUGUCCACUGCCACGACAGCAACUGCAAGCUUUAUACUAAAAACGGAGAGUCAUGAUAUUUUGAGAAAAACACCAGAGUACAGUCCAUUGGCGAGCACCACUAUACCUACUGGAUUACCAGGCACUCCAGGGAACGUAUUAUAUGAAGAUAUUGUAACCUUCGCCACACCAGCUCCAUCAUUAAGACAAGUCUACUUCAAGAUGAUGGAGGACAGAAACGAAGGAUUUCUAACCAUCUUUCUACAGGAAAUAUUCAGGAUCACAUCCGAGAAAGAUAAGAGACUUGUAAAAGAACUGUUAAUGGAAGUGGAACCUCACAUAAAUACUUGGUACGACACUGAUCAACUGAAGUGGUUCGGACAACCCCUGGCUGACACCAUCGUGAAGCUUUCUCGGUUCCUCAGCGUAUCAGAGAUCGAUAACAUUAGAAGCUACUCAUCAAUGCUGUAUCAUAUGCUGCAAACCAGGAAGACUGCUGUAGCAGUUGACUUGAACUCCAUUAUAGAAUAUGCUGAUCUGCUGUACACUGAUGGUGAGGGAUGGGAACUCUUCGAUGCCAUUAUGGAGUAUGAACAAUAUCCUAAUGGUACAAGAAACGCAAAACAGCUUUGUGAAUUUAUAUUCGACUGUUUUAUGAGACCGUACAGAAGACUCAGCCAUUUAGAGCGCGGUCAAACGCUAUUCAACUCUAUCAAUACCGCAUUAAAGAAUAAAUUCCCUUCACGAAGACUUAAUGGAAUACUUUUUAGAAUUGAACCUCUGCAAUAAACAGUUGUAAUAAAACUAUAAACGUACAAUGCAAGAUAAAAUUACAUUCCACAGCACAAACAACAACAACUGGAAUAAAAUCGAAAUAUCUCCAAGAAGUAUACAAACGCAGCAGACGGAACAGGUACACAAAACAAUACAAACGGAACAAGUAUACAAAAGAAGUAAAAACUCCGGUCAUCAACAACUAUUACAUUUUAACAGCAACUAAAACUAAUAAUAAAGCUGUGAGAUAUAAAGUCAAUUUUAAUAGAAUUAAAGAAACGACAAUAAAUUACAAAAAUCUACUAUUUGGUAAUAUUUUCGAUGAUCAGAAAGAAAGCAUUUUGUAUGCAGAUAGUCGUUUGGACAGAAAUCCAUAUUUCAAUGACUUUGAUGAUGUUAAACAUGACACUGCAUCAAAUAAAUAUCUUACAACUAAUCGUAAAGAAAUGCACAGAAAUACGGAAGAAGAGAGAAAUUCUGAAUUAGAAGAGAACCACUCAAAGUCAAAGUCGAAGUCAUUUAUUUCAGUGAGACCAAGAAGGCAAUUUUGA